AUGCUGUCCUCUUCGAAGGCCUUGUUGGAAUGGGUGAAAGAUGAGAGGAACAGGGACUUAAUGCUGACCCUCUUAUGUCCUGUGCCAGCUCCCCUCGGCCUCCUGAGCCUGCUGCCACCACUCAGGCCCGCGGCCCCCAUCUCCCCAUCAGAGCCCAUCAGUCAAGCCUAUAGCCUGGCUCUCUACAUGCAGAAGAACACAUCAACGCUGCUGCAGACCUAUCUCCAGUACCAGGGAAGCCCCUUCAGUGACCCUGGCUUCUCAGCCCCUGAGCUCCAGCUCAGCAGCCUGCCUCCUGCUGCGGUUCCCUUCAAGACCUGGCAUGCGAUGGACGACGCCGAGCGGCUAAGCCGAGCCCAGGGAGGCUUCCUGGCCCUGACCCAGCACCUCCAGCUUGUGGGGGACGACCAGAGUGAUCUGAAUCCUGGCAGUCCCAUUCUGCUGGCCCAGCUAGGAGCGGCAAGACUCAGGGCCCAAGGCCUACUGGGCAACAUGGCUGCUAUCAUGAGUGCGCUAGGGCUGCCCAUCCCUCCAGAAGAGGAUACUCUGGGGCUUGUCCCUUUUGGGGCCUCAGCCUUUGAAAGGAAAUGUCGAGGCUACAUAGUGACCCGGGAAUAUGGUCACUGGACGGACCGGGCUGUGAGAGACUUGGCUCUACUCAAGGCCAAGUACCCAGCAUAGAAGGUCGUCAUUCUGCCAGAAGUCCCAAGUCUUUUCUUUAGAGGACUCAUUCCUGCCUUACUUCUGAGAUGGAGAACGCCUCACGCCUCACUUAGCAGUCAGGACCCCUGUGACAAGCGUUUGGGAAUAUUUCCUGGAAGCCAAGCCUCCACGCCUGAUUGCCUGGGUCUUCCUGCCAGGUCCUAGAGACUAGACUCCCUUCCAGAUCUAGGCAGGACUCCAUGGAC
This is a messenger RNA of Peromyscus leucopus (white-footed mouse), 908 nucleotides long. RefSeq names its product cardiotrophin-2. The record is from RefSeq and is a predicted model, not a curated record. The transcript has 2 exons. NCBI's taxonomy places the organism in Eukaryota, Metazoa, Chordata, Mammalia, Rodentia, Cricetidae. Bases 1 to 681 code for a protein of 226 amino acids.